AUGCCGUCCUCCGGGGGUUUCAAGCAGGUAGGUGCCUAUGCCUACCGCCCAACUGUCGAUAAAAUUGGACAGGGAUCGUUCGCCACAGUAUAUAAAGCCAAGCGACAAAAGGAUGACGAGAUCUUUGCUAUCAAGCGCAUUAACACCACCAUGCUCAAGCCAAGAUUGCUGGACAAUCUUGAACUGGAGAUACAGAUUAUGACCCGCAUGUCUCACCCCAAUAUUGUCGGGUUGUACGACGAAAUGGAGUCUUCUGAACAUAUGUACCUCGUCAUGGAGUUCUGCGAAGGCGGCGAUCUGUCCCACUACAUCCAGAAGCGGAACAAGACCGACAAAGGCGACAUACAGCCGCCUAUGGGGCUGGACAUGGUAAGAGCGGUGGCCCAGCAGAUAGGCAGUGCGGUGAUCCACCUGAGCAAGCACAACAUCAUUCACAGGGACAUCAAGCCACAGAAUGUGCUGAUACAGAUACAGAAGGACGGGUCGAUGUGCUUCAAGGUGGCUGAUUUCGGGUUUGCGCGGUAUCUGGAAUCAGAGCUGGCUGCCACACUGUGUGGUUCGCCGCUCUACAUGGCCCCCGAAAUCCUCGCUUCACAGCCAUACGGCUGGAAGGCUGAUCUGUGGAGCAUAGGGACAGUUCUGUACGAAUGCUUGACCGGGAGGCCCCCGUUCACCGCCACGAAUCACAUAGAGCUCGCGAAUGUGAUCAGGGACACCUGGGAUAAGCUAACGUUCCCCGACGGUAUCGAUGAAGAUCUGCGCGAUUUGCUGCACCGUCUGCUGCAGCGUGAUCCCGCAUUGCGCAUGACGGCUACUGAGUUCUACGCCCAUCCCUUUAUGAAACUGGAGCAAUAUGAAGCCCAGGAGUCGGUGGUUAUCGGCGAUGUCAAUGAGGCCGACCGAUUGGCCGCAUCAGGCAUCGAAGACUUCAAUGCUGGCACAGCAGACACGGUACCCGCCACGACCUUACAGGCACCUCUAUCAACCCCCCAGAGCCCAUCCACGCCCGCACCAAUAGCACCACAGGCCAUGUCCGAUAGUGUCACCAUCACCACACCCGACGCCCAGGCCACUCCAGCCAGCGAUAUACCACCCCACCCCUCUGUGCCCUCUGUCGCACCUCUGACAGCGCUCGAGAGGGAUACGCCCCAACACCACUCAAGCGGGGUAGCAGGUACCGAUACGGUAGGUGGCGAUAGUGUAGGUACCGAUACUGUGGAGGGUGACGGUGCAGUGCGCACGAGUACUACCGAGAAUCCGGUUGCCAUGGAGCGUGCGACCACUCGGGGCCCUGGCGCUGAUGAGUCAGCGUCAAACCAAGCGACGGACAGCGGUACGCGCGAACGGUUGCGCGAGAAGAGGUUCACGCGACAGGUGUCGUUUGAUGGACAGGUCACCCACAUCACCGAUCGAGAAACGGUGUCCAUGCAGCCCCACCCACAUCCCCACCCACACCACGUGAGUGGCCCGGAUGUGCCUGGGCUCAGAGUGCGCUUGGCAUCGCCGCAGCCGCCAGCCGGCUCGCCAGAAGGAUCCGAAUUAAGACCAAACACCACCGAAUUAGGGUCAAAUACGACCGAAUUGGGGCCAAACAGGACUGGUUUGGGGCCAAAUGUGGCCGCGCCGCCAUCAGGAGGUGUCGCAGAUGGACGGGGCACCGACACACGUGGCAGCGAAGCAGACGAUACGCUCACCCCUGCGGCAGAAGAGAGGCACCGGAAUGACGGCGAGCGGUACGGCAGUGAGCAGGACUGGUACAACGGCCAAGGGGGGCCUUCUGAGGGGUCCAGUGGCAGUGCACGGGACAGACAUACGGGCGUCAAUGCACCUGCCAGGCGGAAGAGCUGUGGCGACGGGGCAGGGGUGCGGCAUCUGCUCACGCGUACGCAGCGAGAUGGCCUGGGCAAUACCACAUCGCCUGCCACACACCCACACCCACACCCCACGCUGCACCCACACCGCGACGGGGGGAGCCGGACGUCACACAGAAGGUCGCUGGAGGAUGUGCGGGAACACAAACACGGGCAUACAGACACACUCGCACCUGCACACGCACCAUACCAUGGAGAACGACAACGCAGGUCAAGCAACGACGCGUGUCUGAUGGAGCGCCGAGGCUCGGGCGAGCACGAGGGCCGCCGCAGGGAGCGGAGUGCGUUAACCGGGAAAGGGCCUUCGAGUGGGAGUAUACCGAUCCAGGGGGUGCGGGACUAUACACCCGAGCAUGAGCACCGACACGCAGACGCAUACACACGGUACCACGACACGGCACAUGACAGACCACACAGUAGCAGCGGCAGGGAGACGAGUGCGAAUGCGGACAUGCGAGUGUACAGCGAAGGCAGGUAUGCAUCGCACCACACACAGCGCACGGACCAGUCCACACCACACCCGCGGGGGCAGGCGCAGGGCACAGAGGACAAGGACAUGUACGGGCGUGCAACACGCGGGGACGACAGGAGGCGCUCGUCCAAUGAGAGCGAAGAGAGUAGGCGAUUGUCCAAUGAGAACGAAGAGAGAAGACGAUUGUCCAAUGAGAGCGAAGCGAGGAGGCGAUUGUCCAAUGAGAACGAAGACAGGAGGCGCUCGUCCAAUGAGAGCGAAGAGAGAAGGCGAUCUUCGAAUGUGAACAUGUCUGGCGGUGGUGGUGGAGGGGAGAUGGUACAUUUCGGGUCGUCUGGAGGGCACGAUAAUUACAGACAGGGUGACAUCGGUAGCUUCAAAAGCCCCAUCCCUCGCUGGGCAGCAGAGCUUGGGUUGACAGUGCGGCAGAGUCCGUCGUCACAGUUCAAAGGGGCAACCCCUACACAGCCGCGUCUCAAUCCGUUUGUCUCCAUACCCAACACCGGGAGGCUUGGGCUCGGGAACACGGGCCUCCCGCAGGGCAUGCAUGCACUCGCACUCAACGACGGGAACGGCAUCGAUUCACCCUCAGGCGACUAUGACAAGCAAGCGUACGAUGUAGCCCACUUGGGCACCAGUGGGCCAGGCAUGCUGAGUGGCGUGCACGACAGCGGCAGCAGCAACAGCAGCUCACGAGACGAGACCGCCUCCUACGUGAUUGUCGACAAGGACAACGUGGUCAUGAAUGCCUUCGCUGAUGAGGUGGAUGGACGGUACGAACGCAGUAUCAGGCAAACCUACGGCACAAGCCUACCGGCGCAAACAAACCUGUACCUCAACGACGCACGUAUGGGACAACGGGGCAGCACCGGCAGCACCGAGAGCAUCUACACACACCAACACCAACCCCAACCCCAACUGCAACACGACGACCUCAGAUCACCCGCAUACGCUACCUGCCAGGAGACGCCGCCCAAGCGACCCACGCCCACCACGCACACACAGCAGCACACCGCUGCACUCGGCGUACACACCCAGCCAGCCCAGCAACACCGACCGCAUAGCAGUAUGGGCCGAACAGAUCGCAGCCACCACCGAGUGAGCGAGAAAGGCAGAGACGGCCGUGAUGUGGGCAGACGCAGUAGUGGGGAGCACCCACACGCGGAGACGCUCACGUCAACGCCGUACAACACGCUGCAGGACGCUAGCACGCACACGCACGCGUACGCACCGGCGCAUGGGGGUAAAGGAGUGGGGGGGUCUGGAAAUGGGUCUGGAAAUGGGUCUGAAGCGGCGCCGCACGUGUAUAAGGAGCCGCCCAGACGGUCUACUAUGCCUGCGGCGAUCACGAAUGUGUUUAAUGCGGCCAAAGGGUAUACCAUGAACUUGUAUGGCGGCUCAGGGGCUGGUAGUGGUGCGGGUGGCGGUCGGAGUGUGGCAAGUAUUAGUGAAGACAGUCCGCUUGACAGUGGGAUACUGACCGAGAUACAAGUCAUCCAGGACAUUGACGACUACACGCGCCGGGGUGAUGUGAUUGUGUGGCUGGGUGGCAAGUACAUCAACAAGGGCCGCCAGAGUCUGGGGGACAGCGGCACCGCCCCCGGUGAAGCGGGCAGGGUCGCCCGACUGUCACAGUCAACUGCGGCCCGAGACCGUCACGGACAUUUGUGUGCGCUCUCACUGUUUGUUCGGGGUCUGAAGCAGUACAGAUUAGCGUUGGACGUCGCUACGCAGAAAAUCGAACAGGCACGCACGGUCACUGUGGCAAUCAACCAAGCGGUGCAGCAGUUGAGGGACAGAUACAACAGCUGCCUCGCCAAGGCGGAGAAGACACGCGCCAAGCUCAUUGACUUGGGCCAGAUGAUGGGCAUCGGCAGCGAUCGCAUGGACACCCCCAAUGCCGACAAGCUGAUAUUCGACUACACGUUGAACAAAUUGUGCAAGGACGCCGCAGCCAAUGAGCUGCUGAACGACGGCGAGAACGCCAACCGCAUGUACAAGUGCGCCGUGUGGCUGCUGCUAGCUGUCCUGACCAACAUCCCCCCAGACGACGCCGAUGGGCGGACGAUUGUCAACUUGAUACAAUCGGUACAGGUGAGGCAGGAGGUGUUGAAGAACAAGAAGAAGCGGUGA
This is a messenger RNA of Sphaeroforma arctica JP610, 4476 nucleotides long. Its product is annotated as ULK/ULK protein kinase. The coding region runs from base 1 to 4476 and encodes 1491 amino acids. Gene Ontology annotation, molecular function: protein serine/threonine kinase activity; ATP binding. Gene Ontology annotation, biological process: protein autophosphorylation; peptidyl-serine phosphorylation; autophagy. The record is from RefSeq and is a predicted model, not a curated record. Gene Ontology annotation, cellular component: cytoplasm; autophagosome. Lineage: Eukaryota; Ichthyosporea; Ichthyophonida. The transcript has 18 exons.